This is a messenger RNA of Desarmillaria tabescens, 1140 nucleotides long. RefSeq lists its product as uncharacterized. NCBI's taxonomy places the organism in Eukaryota, Fungi, Basidiomycota, Agaricomycetes, Agaricales, Physalacriaceae. Bases 1 to 1140 code for a protein of 379 amino acids. The record is from RefSeq and is a predicted model, not a curated record. The transcript is spliced from 4 exons.
AUGCUCCCUCAUUUUGGAGAAUACAUCGUUCUCAAACUCGACCCAGUUGCUUCCCUCAAGCAUCUGGACGAUCCCGAGGUGACGGAGGCUUGCGAAGCCUUGGAGAGCAAGAGUUAUGUUGCAUGCGUAAUUAACCUCCUCUCUUUCCCUUUGCCUGGUGUAGAAUACAUCAACAUUGCCGUGACCCUCGUCUCGCAAGGCCUCCCCAACAGCGACUUGGAUCGUUUUAUUUUACCCGAGAUGUCGGCCCCCAUCCUGCCCAACACUUCUCACCCACUUUUGCGUCCUCCAAUGAAGCCUAGCAACCCUCUUCCUUGGUCGGGCUGUUAUCACCCCACGCAGGCCAUGACACGAUGUCGCAUCCGAAACGAUACCAACAUCGGAGACUCGUGGCCUGAGCCCAAGUACAAAUUAAACGUCCCCGACCGUCUUCGUCUAAGCCAGCAGUACUUCAACGAGGAUGCUGACCGCAGAACUGCUCUGCAACGGGAGAAAACACCUGCGUCGGUCCCUGAUGGUGUCGAGGAUGACGCUAGCCUUGGCCAGCCUGACGAGCGCCAAGCUUCUGCAGUUAAUUCACCUCCCCCCCUGGCGCAGGAGACUGAAAGUCACUCUAUUUGGGGAGUUGAUACCAAGUCCCUUCAAUCGGCCGCUGAAGUUGAAAAUCGACAUUUUGGGGAGGCCAACGGAGCGCAACGUAAAGGAUCUCUCAACGUCUCGUCCUUCCUUCGCUCCGCCUUUGAGAAGGUUCUUCCCUGUAUACCGCGUCUACGCACAGGUCUCUAUGACGACGACGAUAAUGUCUCGACGUUAUCUUUUGACCCUGCUGUAGCCCUCAGCAUGUUCAGUCGGCCCUCCACGGACUUAAGUCCCGUGAUAGUUGUAUCAAAUCAUCUCGAAUCGGUGCAACAGAUAAACGACCCGUGGGACUUCUUCCGCGAGCUAGAAGCUUUGAAAAAAAUUGAAGCAGAAUACCACGAACGCAUCAAUGCUAAGAUCCAGAACGAUAUUGGACGCACACGCCAAAAGGACGAAGAGCUCCAUGUCCGACUUCAGUCUAAACUGCCGAAAGCCCUCCCAGAGGCGGUAGUAGUUCCCGCCUCUUCUGCUGCAGAUGCAAUGCCUUGUUCUGAUGCCUAA